UUGCCUUUGAGAGACUCUCUGAAGCUCAACUGCCUCCUGCCGCACUUCUGGUUCAGAGGCUGCUUCCCCUGGUUGUGCUGAGGGGUGAUGCUUACAACGCAUCACUUUUCAAGAAUUGGAUCAUGAACAACUUCAUCCUACUAGAAGAACAGCUCAUCAAGAAAUCCCAACAGAAGAGAAGAACUUCUCCUUCCAAUUUUAAAGUCCGCUUCUUUGUUUUGACCAAAGCCAGCCUGGCAUACUUCGAGGAUCGGCAUGGGAAAAAGCGCACCCUGAAGGGCUCCAUUGAACUCUCCCGAAUCAAAUGUGUCGAGAUUGUGAAAAGCGACAUCAGUAUCCCAUGCCACUACAAAUACCCAUUCCAGGUUGUGCAUGACAACUACCUCUUGUACGUGUUUGCUCCGGAUCGCGAGAGUCGGCAGCGCUGGGUGCUGGCCCUUAAGGAAGAAACAAGGAAUAAUAACAGCCUGCUGUCCAAGUAUCACCCUAACUUCUGGAUGGAUGGGAAGUGGAGGUGCUGUUCUCAGAUGGAGAGGCUUGCGACGGGCUGUGCCCACUACGAUCCGACCAAGCACGCUUCAAAAAAGCCUCUUCCUCCUACUCCUGAAGACAACAGGCGAUCACUUCAGGAACCAGAAGAGGUCCUGGUGAUUGCCUUGUAUGACUACCAAACCCGCGAUCCUCAGGAGUUGGCCCUGCAGCGCAAUGAAGAGUACUACCUGCUGGACAGUUCUGAGAUUCACUGGUGGAGAGUUCAAGACAAGAAUGGGCAUGAAGGAUAUGUACCAAGCAGUUAUCUGGUAGAGAAAUCUCCAAAUAACCUGGAAACCUAUGAGUGGUAUAAUAAGAGCAUCAGUCGAGACAAAGCUGAAAAACUUCUUUUGGACUCUGGCAAAGAAGGAGCCUUCAUGGUCCGAGAUUCUAGGACUCCAGGAACAUACACUGUCUCUGUUUUCACCAAGGCUAUUGUCAGUGAGAACAGCCCCUGUAUAAAGCAUUAUCACAUCAAAGAAACGAAUGACAACCCCAAGCGAUACUAUGUGGCCGAGAAGUACGUGUUUGACUCCAUCCCCCUCCUCAUCAAUUAUCACCAGCACAAUGGAGGAGGCCUGGUCACUCGACUCCGGUAUCCAGUUUGUUCCUGGCGGCAGAAAGCCCCGGUAACUGCAGGGCUAAGAUACGGGAAAUGGGUCAUCCAUCCCUCAGAGCUCACUUUCGUGCAGGAGAUUGGCAGUGGGCAGUUUGGCUUGGUACACCUUGGCUACUGGCUCAACAAGGACAAGGUGGCUAUCAAAACCAUCCAGGAGGGCGCUAUGUCUGAAGAGGACUUCAUAGAGGAGGCUGAAGUCAUGAUGAAGCUCUCUCACCCCAAGCUGGUCCAGCUGUACGGUGUGUGUCUGGAGCAGGCCCCCAUCUGCCUAGUGUUUGAGUUCAUGGAGCAUGGCUGCCUGUCAGAUUACCUGCGCAACCAGCGGGGGCUCUUUGCAGCAGAGACCCUGCUGGGCAUGUGCCUGGACGUGUGCGAGGGCAUGGCCUACCUGGAAAAAGCAUGUGUCAUCCACAGAGAUCUGGCUGCACGGAACUGCUUGGUGGGAGAAAACCACGUCAUCAAGGUUUCCGACUUUGGAAUGACAAGGUUUGUCCUCGAUGAUCAGUACACCAGCUCCACGGGCACCAAGUUCCCUGUGAAGUGGGCGUCCCCGGAAGUGUUCUCCUUCAGUCGCUACAGCAGCAAAUCCGAUGUGUGGUCUUUCGGAGUGCUGAUGUGGGAAGUCUUCAGCGAAGGCAAAAUCCCAUAUGAGAACCGCAGCAACUCAGAGGUGGUGGAGGACAUCAGCACUGGGUUCCGGCUGUAUAAGCCCCGACUGGCCUCAGCUCACGUCUACCAGGUCAUGAAUCUGUGCUGGAAGGAGAAACCAGAGGACCGGCCACCCUUCUCCAGACUAUUUGGACAACUGGCUGAAAUCGCAGAAUCAGGACUUUAGUAGAGACUCUCUGCCGGGCCAGGGACUGGAUAUCCUGAGUGUGGGGAGACAUCCUCCUUCCACAGAGCAUUAAGAGCUGUCAGCGCCAGCCCAGGACUCCCCAGAGGCAGCCUGGCCUGUGGUCCCCACACCUCAGCUGCCCUACACAGCCUCCUGACAGAGGCCACGCAGCUGAGGCCAGGCCAGCAGCGCAGUGAGGUCUCCGCGCCCUGCCAGCCUCCUGGCGCAAGAGCCCAGACUCCCACCCAACAGCACUCGGGAACAUUUCUUAUGCUCUUUAGCUAUAGGGAGAGGCAGAUGAGGACCACAGCUUCUUAUUUUUAUUAUUAUUUUAAACCUAGAUAUGAUGCUUAUGAAUCAAGGGAAUUUUUAUUUAACCCAGUGAAGUAUCCCAGUAUAUGAGCAUGGUCCUUCAAAGGAAACCAGCGAGUUAAGACCAGGGACAGUGUUCUGUCGCCAUCAUUUUGUCAGCCAUAGCUUUCUGCCACUGAGGAGCCAGGGCAGCUUCUCACACCAAAGGCUGGCGAUCCUGAGAGGCAGCUUUGUGAGGCUUCACCGAACCCACCACCAUCUUGUCCUUGGUGCAGCACGGUGGGCUUCACCAGGUGGGUUGGGGUGACCAUUAGUGUCCCUGAAUAGGACCGUUGGGUGUUUGAUGUCCAGGCAAUAGGAGAGUUUCUAAGAGUGGGAAAGCAAUGAGUACCACAGCAGGCCUUAAGUUCCUAUCACCUCAACUCUCCCACUUUGUACCAAGCCACUCAGUAGCUACUUCUGGACCCUCCUCUUUCAAGCCUUUGGCAGGCAGCACCUUGUCUGCACUACCCACCCCCAUCAACAGAGGGCAGCAUUGUGCUGGUCAGUGUGGCUUGACAGAAAAACAAGGUGAUUUAGGCUCAUGGGGUUAGCAGUUUUUUUAAGAUCAAGACUUCAAGACUCCCAAGCUUCCAGGAGAGGAAUAAGGAGCUCAUUCUUCCUCAGACUAUCUGGACGGGAACUGCGUCAAGCACUGAUCCAGGUACUUCCAUGAUAUACAAGGAUGUCUGUUGUUGAUUGAGCAUCUGUAUAAGCAAAGGGAGCCACACGCUGAGCCAUUCCUAUAGAAUUUCACUUUACCAUGUUUUCCUACCAACCCCUUGAGAGGGUGUUAUUGUCCCCAUUUUCCAUAUUAUGGAAUGGAGUCCUUUAAAAGUCACAUACCUACCUGAAAACAACAGAACUGGGGACAACAGAGCUUGGAUUCUAGUCCAAAUUGUUACUACUGGAGUACAGAUUAUUUAUGCUUGUUCAAAACUGCCUCCUACUGAGAAUGAAGAGAAUUGCAGAGGAGAUCCGCGCUGGGGAGGGGAAGGACACUGGCAGCCAUGACACGUCUAGAUAACAUGAGGAGUUCUGCCCCUGCAGACCGCGGCCGUGAGCCAUCGGGCCUCAACUGGGAUGAAGACUUCGCUUUCCACGUCUUCCCCUUGAUCACAGUGAAUGACUCGGGAGUUAAUUAACUUGCGUCUUCCCAGCUCAACAGGCAGUUUGCAUAAAGCCAUUCCUAGAUGGGCUUUACAGCAGCUUUAAGAUUCUACUGCAGAAGCAUAGUGCACCUCUAGUUAUGGUUCUAACUUUGAGUGUUGUCCUCCUUCACAGCUCAUGGGGAAGGGUGGUCCCUGAUAGGAGAGACUUGAUUUUCUUAUACUGUUCAGAUUAAGCUCUAAUUAUCACUAGUGUUGCGAUCAGCUCUUUCUCUGAUAAAAACUUAGAAACAUUUCUUUUUUAUUUUUAUUUAUGUAUGU
This is a messenger RNA of Octodon degus (degu), 3766 nucleotides long. It is a transcript of the gene Itk, whose product is annotated as IL2 inducible T cell kinase. Gene Ontology annotation, molecular function: protein binding; ATP binding; non-membrane spanning protein tyrosine kinase activity. NCBI's taxonomy places the organism in Eukaryota, Metazoa, Chordata, Mammalia, Rodentia, Octodontidae. The transcript has 17 exons. The record is from RefSeq and is a predicted model, not a curated record. Gene Ontology annotation, biological process: peptidyl-tyrosine autophosphorylation; T cell receptor signaling pathway; intracellular signal transduction. The coding region runs from base 123 to 1985 and encodes 620 amino acids.